AUGGCGCGUAGCGCUACCGACGACGACACCAACACCCACCCCGACGCCUUUGCCAACUAUGUCGUCUUCGUCGACUUGUACGUCCCGUGGAAGCAAGUUUGCGGUCUCACCGUCUCGCUAGCUGUCGGUGUGAUUGUCGGCAGUGUCCUUGGCGGCCUUGUUGGACUCGGUCUUCUGUUCUGGUGCCUCUUUUGGCGCAAGCGCCGAUCGGUUAAGUCCAAAACCAACUCCAACGUGGCGUCAACCCACGACGCGUCGUACCAGCCCGUGGACGACGCCGACGACGUCGACUUAUCGACGCUGCGGAUGGUGCGCCUCGAACUCCGCGAGCUGAGUGUCUCGAGCGCCCGUCCGUUGGCAGCGGGUGCAUACGGUGAAGUCUGGGCCGGUGUCUACGGCGGUGAGGCCGUCGCGAUCAAGCGGCUCAAGGACAAGUCCGCGCCGAGCACGCAGCACUUUAUCGACGAGAUCCUCCUCCUCGCCAAAAUCGACUCGCCCUAUAUCGUCAAGCUCGUCGGCGCGAGCUGGCGCCGGCUCUCGGAUCUCGAGUGCGUCGUCGAGUACAUGGACCUCGGCGAUCUUCGGAGCUACUUGACCAAGACGCCCGCCGAGAUCUACCCGUGGCACGAAAAGCUCGAGUGUCUUCUGAGCCUUGCGCUCGGUCUUGUGUAUCUGCACACGUUUGAGCCGCGCAUCAUCCAUCGCGACCUCAAGUCCCGCAAUGUCCUCCUCGACUCGAAAAAGGGCACCAAGCUCACGGACUUUGGCGCGUCACGCGAGAUCACCGACAGCACGCUCACCCAUGGCAUCGGGACGUACCAGUGGAUGGCGCCUGAGAUCAUCAACGGCGACGCGUACUCGGAAUCGAUCGACCUCUACGCCUUUGGUGUCAUUAUGACGGAAAUGUCGACCCACCGCGUGCCUUACGCCAGCUUGAUCAACCCGAAUACAGGCCACGCCUACUCGCAGCAGUACAUUUUGACCAACGUCGCGUCCGGCAAGCUCACACCGACGUUGGACGAGGCGAGUCCCGAGUGGGUACACACGAUCGCAUCGCGCUGUCUCUCGACGAACCCCAUCGAUCGCCCGACCGCCAUGCAGCUCGUGCAGCUGCUGCGACAAUGCUUGCCUCUUGUUUAGCGUUAAAACGCAAGGAAAUGUUAUG
This is a messenger RNA of Saprolegnia parasitica CBS 223.65, 1165 nucleotides long. RefSeq names its product tkl/tkl-unique protein kinase. Gene Ontology annotation, biological process: protein phosphorylation. Bases 1 to 1140 code for a protein of 379 amino acids. The record is from RefSeq and is a predicted model, not a curated record. NCBI's taxonomy places the organism in Eukaryota, Oomycota, Saprolegniomycetes, Saprolegniales, Saprolegniaceae. Gene Ontology annotation, molecular function: ATP binding; protein kinase activity. The transcript has 4 exons.